AUAUGAAUGUGUAUAAUACAUGAGAUAUGAGGGUCAAGCUGACAUGUUUCUUCAUCUGCCCACAGGAGAUAAGACAAUUAUGCUCGUUUCUUUUAGAUCUGAAGAAGGCUUCUGCGGAGGAAAUGCGCAGGAGUGUUUACAUUAACUAUACAGCUUUCAUUCGCACAUCUAAGGAGAUAUCAGAUCUGGAGGGCGAGCUUCUGUCUAUCAGAAAUCUUCUUUCCACUCAAGCUGCUCUAAUCCAUGGUUUAGCUGAAGGAGUUAACAUUGAUUCAUUGUCUACCACUGUUCCUGAAGGUUCCAAAGCUCAUGGUGUAUCUUCUUAUGAAGAUAAUGAACCUUCUGACAUAGAGAAAUGGUCUGCAGAAUUCCCUGAUCUCCUUGAUGUUUUGUUAGCUGAGAGCAGAGUGGAUGAAGCUUUGGAUGCCCUUGAUGAAGGGGAAAGGGUAGCUGCAGAAGCGAAAGAAAAGAAAACAUUGAGUCCAGCAGUGCUUAAAUCUCUACAAACUACUAUCACUGAAUGGAAAAAAAAAUUAGCCGAUCAGCUGCUGCUGGAGGUUUAAGAGCUGCUGCAGAAUGUGUUCAAAUAGCCUUGGGUCUAGAAGGGGUAUGUUAUUAUUUUUAUGUUAUAGUAAAAUUCCAGCACAGCUACUGAAAGUUAGGAUUUACUCUAGUUGACCCCCCUUGGACCCUGCAGAAGUGCGAUUUAUACCAGAUUAUCAUGCUUUUAAGUUUCAUGUUGCCAUUGUUUCUCUGUUUCCAAUCAUUGGUUUUUUGUAACUUAUAAAAUCCAAUAUAUUAGUUGUUUAACAUCGAACA
Molecule: messenger RNA, 819 nt
Organism: Macadamia integrifolia
Lineage: Eukaryota; Viridiplantae; Streptophyta; Magnoliopsida; Proteales; Proteaceae
Product: exocyst complex component EXO84B-like
Exons: 2
Coding region: 27-563 (178 amino acids)
Biological process (GO): exocytosis; Golgi to plasma membrane transport; intracellular protein localization
Cellular component (GO): exocyst
Source: RefSeq, a predicted model, not a curated record